Molecule: messenger RNA, 786 nt
Organism: Nasonia vitripennis (jewel wasp)
Lineage: Eukaryota; Metazoa; Arthropoda; Insecta; Hymenoptera; Pteromalidae
Exons: 3
Coding region: 1-786 (261 amino acids)
Source: RefSeq, a predicted model, not a curated record
AUGGAAGAAAUGUUAAAUGAGUGGAAUAUCGAUAUAAAAAAUAAAACAAUUAUUUGGGUAACUGACAAUGCAAAGAAUAUGAUAAAAGCUGUUGAGUUGAGUAAAGAAUGGAUACGAAUUCCCUGUUUUGCCCAUACUCUCCAAUUGUCAGUAAAAUACUGCAAAAAACAAAUGCCUAAAUUCAAUGAAUUAGUAAAAGCUACAAGCAACGUAGUGACUUAUUUUUCUAAGAGCACAAUUGCCGCUGAAAUGUUGGAGGAUGUACAACAAAAAUUGAAUCCUAAUGUUACUCCAUUAAAAUUUGGUACACUAAGAGUACCAGUAGAAGCUGUAACAACAGAGAAGAAAAUUGUAAAAAAAUUAGCUGAAGAGGAUUGGGUGUUAAUGGAAUUAAUGAAACAAAUCAAAGAAGCUACAAUACUGUUGAGUGGCGAAAAAUAUCCCACAGCUUCGCUAAUCAUUCCUGUUAUUAAUUUGCUAAGAGGACAACUGCAAUCAAAAAUUGAUAAUAGUGAAGGAGAAAUAAUGAUUCUGACCCGAAAUUUGUUACAGAGUUUAGAGACUAGAUUUAAAGAAUGUUUGCAGUCAGACAUUUUAAUAGUCGCAAUGAUUGUAAAUCCUCAUUAUAAAGAUAAAAUAAUAAAUAGCGAUCACGAUAGAAAAAAUGUUAUUAAAGUUUUUACAAAAAUAAUGAUGACAAAUACGAAACGCGAAGUUACCAAUAAGCCAUUUCUUGAAAUAAAAAAAGAAAACACAAUCAAUGAGAUACAAAAACAAAUACUUUGA